UGUUUGCCUUUUUGAAUAAGAUAAUAUUUAUAUACUUGAAGUUGACUUGAAAUUAUUUAUUAUAACAAUUUUAUGCUUUUUAACAAGGAUGAAGUAUACUUGAUCCUAGCUUUUUAAAUUCAAACAUAUCUUGCAACACUUAAUAUCACCUCUACGACUACGAUUCUACCAUCGAAACCAAACAAAAAUUGACAGUGUAUUAUUAGAGAAAUCCAAUCACGGAAUUCAAUUUAUGAUGAAAUUGUUUCUAAUUAGAAAAUAAGUUGAAAACAAAAAAAUAGAAAAACAUGGAAGCUGUUCCUAAAUUACCGCUCAUAAGUUUUGAGUUGAAAGUGAGCACGGAAAAUACACAUUUUGGCCCGAAAUUAAAACAAUACAUAGCAGAGGCGUACAGAGAAGAUCCAGAUAGCUAUGGAAAUGAGAUACAUCAGCUGGAAGGACUGCGGUCGACCGCCGUAAGACCGACCAUUGACUCGGCAGGGCUCAGUGCCCUUAUAAGAUAUUUUUGUCAGCUACGAGCUAUCCAAAGCCGAUUCCCAAUGGGUAAAGGACAACCCGUCGCCUGCACCUUUGCUUGGAAAGACCUGUAUGCGAACAUGAGCUGUUCUCUAGCAGACAUAAAAUUUGAAAUGGCCUGUAUAUUGUAUAACAUAGGAGCACUACAUACUCAGCUUGGUUCAUCUGAACCUAGAACAUCUGCUGAUAGUUUAAAAUCGGCGUGUCAGCAUUAUCAACAUGCCGCUUGGGCAUUCCAGUUACUUAGAGAACAGUAUCCACAACCACCUGGUGCUGAUGUAUCCUCGGAUAUCUUGAAAUUAUUGCAAGAAGUAUGUUUUGCACAAGCCCAAGAGUGUAUUCUUGAUAAAAGUAUACAAGAUACAAGAAAACCCAGUGUUAUAGGUGCUGUUGCAACACAAGUAAUGUAUUUCUACAAGAAUUCUUUAGCUUUGUUGGGUCCUUCGACUGGCACAGAUAAUAUUCAUGAGAUAAUUGGAACUAAGUUGUACAACUAUUGGUACCGUUACUUGUCUUUUAAAGUGAACUACAUUGGCUGUGUUGUUUCUUUGUAUCAAGGUAUGCAUGCUGAAGAACAGCAAAAAAUGGGAGAGAGGGUAGCAUUCUACCAGCAGGCUGUUGACAAACUCGGAGAGGCAAGAAAGCUUGCAAAAUACAUUGAACCUGUACAAGUAACACAGGAAGCACUGACUUUUACUAAUGACGUAGUUGAAGGCAAACGUAAGGCGGCUAAGAAUGAGAAUGAGUUUAUUUAUCACGAAGAAGUGCCAGAAAAGGAUAUGUUGUCUGAUUUGAAGCCUGCUUGUUUAGUGAGCGCAGUUGCUAUUAACUUCAAUGAUCCUGAGGUGUCAGGUCCAGAUAUAUUUUCCCGCUUAGUACCAAUGGUGGCUCAUGAAGCAUCAUCAAUGUAUUCCGAGGAAAAAGCGAAGCUGCUACGUCGUGUUAUUUCCCAAGUUGAAGCUAAAAAUACUGAAUUUACAGAAUUUAUGUCAUCACUUCAGCUUGAUCAGCUUGAUGUUAUGGAUUCUGAUCAAAAGAUUCCUCAAGAAAUUGUAGAUAGGUGUGCUGCUAUGAAUGCGAAAACGGACAUUAUCCAAACACUUGUUGAUUCUAUGAACAGUCUUGCAGAGAUUAUCAGCGAUGUGGAGCAUUCACUUAAUGAGAUUAAAACACUUAUACAGGAAGAGACAAUGAAAGAAAAAGAGUAUCAAAAGCAAAUGGGUCCCCGUCCACCAUCAAUUGUGCAGACUGAGAUAUCUCGAGAGUACCACAAGUACCAAGAGGCGCACUCCCGUACCAAUGAGAGUAACCAAGUGUUGCAUAAAGCAAUGACGCUACAUAUCGCCAACUUAAAGCUACUGUCUCAGCCCCUUGAUGUACUUCAGAGUAAAAUACCAAGUAUCGAAAAUAUUGAGGGCCUGGACCGCGACACGAUGAAGGAGAUGCGGCGCGUGGUGGGCAAGGCGCGCGAGAUGCAGCGCCAGCGCGACGCGCUCGUGCAGCAGCUGCGCGCCGCCGUCGCGGCCGACGACGUCACCGCGCGGCUGCUGGCGCGCGCCGGGGAGGCGCUCGACGACAUCUUCAAGCAGGAGCUCGAGAAGCACACGCCCGCGGUUAAAAUAAUUGAACAAAAUUUAGCUGCCCAGGAAAACAUAAUCAACAAACUCACCUCUUUGUACGCUUCGUACGGAGACUCGAGAAGGAUGCUCUCGGACGUGCUGAGAAAACGAGAAGGACUCAUAAAUGCGCUGGUGACGUCGUACGACACGCACGCCGAGCUGCUGGGCAAGUCGCAGAAGGGGCUGGAGUUCUACCGCAAGCUGGCGCACAACGUGGGCGGGCUGCUGGCGCGCCUGCGCGCCGUGUGCCAGGUGCAGCAGGAGGAGCGCGCGCAGAUACUGGCCGCGCAGAAGGGUGAGCCGCCUGCUUGCUUCUUACCUUCUAUUAUGUCUCCCACUCCUGUGUCCUCAGCGGCCCCUAAAGCGUCAGAAGCCGCAAAAGUCCUUACAACAGUGCCACCGCCAAGCAGUGGAGGGACAUUGAAACUGAAAGACUAUUUGCCCUAUAUGAAAAAUAGGUCUCUCGCUAGGCCCCCAGUGGCACCACAGGCUCAAAUUGAACCAAUACCUAGUGAGUCAUAUUAUCCUGAGACGAUAUAUCCUACGUCAGUCAGACCGACACCCGUGGGUUCCGAAGCCACCGAUGUGAUACAACCGAACCUACCAGACGGCGUGGUAAUGCCUCAAGGUGUUCAAAACGUACCGAACCCCUACGCUCGACAGUACACAACACCUUAUAUGCCUUCUGAGAGUGAUCCAUAUGCAGCUAGUUACGCGUAUCCAAUGACCAAGUUCAGCAAACCUGAAGAUAAUUAUAGCUAUUCUUCAUAUACUCCACCACAAUAUUCAACUCAGAUGCCUGAACAACAAACAUAUACAAAUCCAUAUUAUUCCGCAACGCAAAACAACUGCACUGCAGUUACGGAUUCGCAAAAUGGUUCUCCAUAUAUCAAUAUGAAUCAAGCAAAUGUAAACCCUAGUACUAAUCAAUAUAACGUGUACAAUGACCCCUAUAUGACAAACCAAAUGGGAAAUACAUUUGAUCCUAAUGCAGCGCAAUAUAAUCAAGUGAAUCAAGAUUUUAACGCAAGUUUUGCUGCAAUGCAAGUCUCUGCUCCCAAAGCAGAACCAGUCAGUAAUUACAGCGGUGAAUAUUCGCAAACGCAUUAUAGUGUGCAAUAUCCUCAAUCACAUACACCAAAUAUGGCGACAUACAGUAACGCCGGACAAAACACCAAUACAAACAUAGUGGAAUCGCCGUUGCCGCCUGGAAAUAAUAUGAAUAAUUCGUAUACUGACCAAAUGGCACAAUACGGCCAAGCCAUACCUAACGUUAGCCAGAAUUUUGUUAAUCAACAACCUAACUUACAAUAUUCAGUUCCGAACAGUGCAAAUCAAACACAAAAUAUUCCUAAUCCAAACAUACAGUACUCUAUGCCUAAUGUGUCCAAUACUAUACCAAAUGUACCAGCUAGUACACAAAAUUUUGCCAACUCAGUGCAAAAUGUUCCAAGUUCUAUUCCGAGUUCUAUGAACCCAGUAUCUAUGCCCAGUUCUAUGGGGACUGUUCCGGCCGUUUCUGGGUAUUCUGAUCAACAGUAUGCGUACUCUUCUACAGAUGCUAAUGCUAUAUCUCAAGGUUAUGUGUAUACAAAUGCGGAAAACCUUGUCACAGCUACAACAAAUGCAAGUAUUCCUACUUUCAGUGUUGGACAAACGUACGGUGUUACAAACAAUCCUACUAGUUACAUCGACCCGAAUUUGUCUCAAAUAGAUGCAUUAGAUAAACCUAUAAAGUCACAUGUAACUGGAGAAGCUUUGUCUUCAAAUAUUCCAAAAUAUCAAAACUAUACUUCUGGUGCAAAUUAUGUGGCAGAUCAAAAUUUCCAACCAACAAGUACACAGUUUACCGACCAGACAAGCGUGAAUUAUGGACAAAUGUACCAAAAUCAUCCUGGCUAUACUUAUAAUGCUACAUCGGAAAAUUACGACUAUAAUUACGGGUCACAAAAUGCGUACUCAAAUUAUGGACAAACGAAUGUAAAUCCACAGUCAGAGAACGAAACUAAUUGGAGUAAUCCAGGAAUGUACACAAGUGCUGGUGCAUGCAAUACAGUACAAUCACCAUCUGAGGCUCCUCAAAUGCCGUCAACUGACCCGAGUAAUGGACAAACCUAUUUUAAUUUACCAUACGGUUAUUUGACCAAUACAAAUCAAGCAACCGAAUUUAAUAAUUCAAAUCAGGCUAUGCAAGUAACUACGAAUUACGGUGCCAAUGUGAAUAAUUCGACCUACAUGCAGUCUGGUCAGAUGCAGGACACCAGUGUUACUUUUGCUAACAAUCAAGCAUCAUCUUCAAAGGCAAAUACAAAUGAAAUUUCCAAUCAGAAAACACCAACCGCACCUUCAAAUGAUCCUCCCGUAUCACCCGUAGAAAGUACUCCAAAAGAAAUUCCAGAAACGAAACCAGUUACCAAUGUGGAAGAAAAAAAAUCUGAACUGUCGACAUUCGACCUGUUAUCCGAUAUAGAUUUUUCAGUUGAACAAAAACCAUUGAUGCCAGAAAUUAAAGUGCCCCAGAUUUCGGAGAAGGCCAUAUUCAAGCAAAAUAUUGUUACGAAAGUAGAGCCUGUCGUAAAACCAGUUCCUAAAGAGGAAGUAAUAGAGCGACCAGCGAAAAGAGAUUUAUUUUCAGACCCGAGUUUAUUAAACCAAUUUACACAGGAGUUGAAGAAUUUAAAAAUACUUACAGAUUCGUUAUCAAAUAAGACUUCUAUCGGACUAACAGUCCUAGAUUCAAAAUGGAAGAGCUUUCAAGAUAUGCAAGCAAAGGAAAAUAUGAAAAGAUCUAAGUCGAUAGCAAUGAAGCAUACCAAAGGAAGUAUAGUGGCUGAAGUAGUGCCUUACGACGACUCUAGGUUAACACUCAAAUCCGACCCGGAUGCUUAUUUCAACGCCUCAUAUUAUAAGCAAUUAGCAUCCUGGUGCAUUCCACUAGUGAUAUCAAAGUGCCCCGAGGAGUUCGAAUAUGAGGUGUUUUGGAAGGCGAUGUUCGAAAACAAGAUCGCUUGUAUCGUCUGUUUGCUGACUGAAAUUGAGAUGCAAGGUAAUGCUUACUGGCCAACGGCAAAAGGUCAAUCAUUAGACCUAUCUGACGGCCUCCGUGUGACAUUGGAAGAGGUGUCCUGCACAGUACACUGGACUGAAAGGCAGCUGACGAUUAGUCAAGGAAAGAAUGUAUUGAAAGUCACACAUUAUCAAAUUAAUGUUUUUCCAGCCAAGAUCUCGUGUUCGCCGCUGGUGCUGCUGGCGUCGCGCGUGCUGGACGUCACGUACAGCGGCCGCCUCAGCAACCAGCUGCGCGCCGCCUGCCUGCACUGCGCGCACGGCGCGGGCCGCAGCGCGCUCUUAGCGCUGCUCGUGCUGGCCACGUGCCAGCUGCGAGCGGGCGACCUGAGGCUCAGCGAAAUGUUGGACGAGGGUUGUAUAAACUUGUACAAGCAUCGAACGAAUGUUCUAGAAGACACUAAGUACUUAGCGGACGCGUAUAGAACUGUGUUGUUUUAUGCGCAGGGAGUACUCUGUUCAGGUACAACAAUGUUCAACGGGGAAGCUGUAUCCGUCGCGACCGGGGCCUCAGUCUUACCCCCCGUGCCCACCUCCCCGGCCCCCUCAGCCACCCCGGCUACAAGCAAGGGGAAGUUUUCACGGGAGUCAUUCGAAGAAAUGCGACAGGCUCCUGGCCUCAAGAGCGGAGAUAUGAAAGAUCCCCUCAACUUCUUAGACCCCUUGUGGUCUUUGAAGAAGAAGUAGAUGAUAGGAUUCUGUUAAACUUUUACCCAUGAUAUGUUAAUUUCAUAAGUUGUACCGUACUUGAUUUAUAUAGAUGUAUUUUAACUCGGAAACUAAUUAGACUGCAGCACGUUUCUGUUGAUAUAAUGGAGUACUGAUGAUUAUAAUCACUAAACUACUGAAGUACCAUUGUGACACAAUGAUGAUGUUACGCCUCUAGGGAAGUCUUAAAAUAAAUUUCUUUCGUAUCAAAGCUAAAUCGUUAAGGAUAUUACAGUUAUUCUAUAAUUUUAAAUUCGUUCCAAAAAUUUAAAAAUGAAGGUAUUUUAGAAUUAAAUUUGUAGUUUUUAUAC
Messenger RNA from Melitaea cinxia (Glanville fritillary), 6220 nucleotides. It is a transcript of the gene mop, whose product is annotated as tyrosine-protein phosphatase non-receptor type 23. The record is from RefSeq and is a predicted model, not a curated record. Gene Ontology annotation, cellular component: endosome. Lineage: Eukaryota; Metazoa; Arthropoda; Insecta; Lepidoptera; Nymphalidae. Gene Ontology annotation, molecular function: protein tyrosine phosphatase activity; protein binding. Bases 288 to 5888 code for a protein of 1866 amino acids. The transcript is spliced from 22 exons. Gene Ontology annotation, biological process: early endosome to late endosome transport; endocytic recycling; protein dephosphorylation.